This is a messenger RNA of Paecilomyces variotii, 1445 nucleotides long. Its product is annotated as putative class III chitinase. NCBI's taxonomy places the organism in Eukaryota, Fungi, Ascomycota, Eurotiomycetes, Eurotiales, Thermoascaceae. Gene Ontology annotation, molecular function: chitinase activity. Gene Ontology annotation, biological process: carbohydrate metabolic process. The transcript is spliced from 5 exons. Bases 319 to 1356 code for a protein of 345 amino acids. The record is from RefSeq and is a predicted model, not a curated record. Gene Ontology annotation, cellular component: extracellular region.
GAACGGUUCUGGACUAUCAGCUAUGACCGCGUGUCCAUCACCGUCUAUACCCCCAGGGGAAGGUGACUCGAAAGCGAAUUCACGGGGGGUGCCUGUAACCGAAUUCACCAGAGUAGGAGAAAGGAAACCUCGAAUGGAUAUAUUAAAGCGCUUUCUUCAUCACCAGUUUUUCUCUAUCUCUCUUGUUUGUGUUAAGGACCCACACCGCAGUAGUUUCACCUUCAUUGCACAGUUUUAUUGCAAUACAUUCCUUCUGAAACGAUCAAUUUCUUACUUUCCUUGACAUCUAUACUUGUCUCCUCUUUCUAGGAUUCCAUUAUGCCUUCCUUCAGGAAUACCUUUGCCGCAGCUCUUCUUGCUUCGAUGCAGGGAGCUUAUGCUACUUUGGAUACCUCAUCUACUACCAACAUAGCUGUCUACUGGGGUCAGAACUCGUACGAUCAGUCGAGCGGAGAUCUUGCCCAGCAGCCCUUGGCUUACUACUGUGACAAUGAUGAUAUCGACGUCUUUCAACUUGCUUUCGUUACCAUGAUCAACGGACAGGGUGGCGCUCCGGAGGUCAAUUUUUCCAAUGCUGGAAACAACUGCACUACCUUUGAUGGUACUGCUUUAUUGAACUGUCCUCAAAUUGGUGCCGAUAUUACUACUUGCCAGAGCAAGGGAAAAACUAUCCUCCUUUCUAUUGGAGGUGCCACCUACACUGAGGGCGGUUUCACUUCAGAAUCCGCUGCUGUCGCGGGUGCCAACCUGAUUUGGGAGACCUUUGGGCCUCAGUCGUCUAGCUCUUCGGUCAACCGUCCUUUUGGAGACGCUGUGGUUGAUGGAUUCGAUUUCGACUUUGAGGCCACAGUUAGCAACAUGGCAGCAUUUGGAAACCAGCUACGGAGUCUGAUGGAUGCCGAUACUUCCAAGAAGUACUACCUUACGGCUGCGCCGCAAUGUGUCUACCCUGAUGCUGCUGACAACCAGAUGCUUGAUGGGGCUGUGUACUUCGACGCAAUCUGGGUGCAAUUUUACAACAACUACUGUGGUGUGAACUCCUACGUCGCCGGCUCCUCUACGCAGAACAACUUCAACUUUGACACCUGGGACAACUGGGCCAAGACCACCUCGAAGAACCCGGAUGUCAAGGUCUUCUUGGGUGUCCCUGCCAACACUGGUGCCGCCGGAACCGGCUACUUGCCUGCGUCCAGUCUGGCUCCCGUCAUCCAGUAUUCCAAGACUUUCUCCAGCUUUGGAGGCGUGAUGAUGUGGGAUGCUAGUCAGGCAUAUGCUAACAGCGGCUUCAUCAGCGCGGUCAAGUCAACCUUGACGACUACUGCGUCUCGCGUUAUGCGACGUAUUGCACUCUUUUAGAAAUCCAGGGCAUUGAUUGUCUUCGUCAUAUCUCUCCCUAGUGGAGAGCGUGUCUAUGCCACAACCAUCUGGAUCGUGCGCAUCUGCGC